CUCCUUCAUUCAACCAACUAACAUUCGAAAAGAACCUUGCACGCAACCAUGCUCUCCCCUGUUAGAAGCUCUAUUCUUGCACAGCUCUGCAAGUCCCCUCUUUCACAACAACGACAACAACCAUUAUUCUCUCGUAUUCUCCGAGCCUCAUUCUCGAGCGCACCCAAGCGCCACCUGAUCCGUGAUAAUUCGUAUCCUUAUCCUCUUUAUUACCACUUACUCACGGCCGAUAACGCUGCUUCCAACAAUAUCCAAACCCCCUCUCAUGCUGAACCCCGUUCCCGUACCUCUGCCUCCGAUCAUUCAGAUUAUAACGCAACCUAUGUUCUCUCCUUCCUGGAAGCCUUCCCUAAACAGAACCCUCAAAUCAUCGGUUUCUUAAACCACAGUACUUCCUCUCCAGACUCGGAAGAGGAAAUUGAGGUUCGACCCAAUAAUUUUACAGAGAACGAGGCCUUUAACGAUCUUCUUCAUCAAGUCAUCCAACAAAAUCUCAAGAAGGAUCCGAUGGUCGAAAUGGUUUUACAGCAGCAAGUGGAAGGUUGGACUCAUAUCACAGACAAGCGUAACCCAGCGCCCUAUGGAAGAACUCCAUUGCCAGAAGAUAUCUUUGGAAGUGUUCAAAUCCUCAAUGGAGAAAUUCAACCAUCAACCUAUCAGAGAAUGCCUUCACACCGUAUCGUCAGUAGCAAUGGUCUCUUCCAGUUGAGUGAAUAUCUUCAUGAUAAACUUGUCAAGCACCUCACCAAUCUGUAAAUAGUAAAUACGGUCCGAUCAAAAACCUUUUGUCAUCUAAACAACAUAAACAACUAAGCAUAUAAAUGCAAUUGCAAAUAAAACGGCC
Lobosporangium transversale is the source of this 844-nucleotide messenger RNA. RefSeq lists its product as hypothetical. NCBI's taxonomy places the organism in Eukaryota, Fungi, Mortierellomycota, Mortierellomycetes, Mortierellales, Mortierellaceae. The record is from RefSeq and is a predicted model, not a curated record. Bases 49 to 756 code for a protein of 235 amino acids. The transcript has 3 exons.